Molecule: messenger RNA, 390 nt
Organism: Microthlaspi erraticum
Lineage: Eukaryota; Viridiplantae; Streptophyta; Magnoliopsida; Brassicales; Brassicaceae
Source: the annotation of a GenBank genome assembly
AUGGAUUUCAUCAAGACCAGUUCCCUGCGUGCUCUGAUUGAGUUAACUUUCCAACGCAACUGGAACGGCCUCAUUUGGAUGAGUAGAAAAGGAGUUACAACCAAAAGAGUGAAGACUGUCCAGACGGCUCUAUCGAGAAUCAGCGCCCAAACCGCGCAGACCGGCUGGCCGAGGAACGAAUGUUCACGCUCGGCCAAAAUCACAUCCGUCCGUCUGAAGUCUCGGCCAAAGUUCAAACGUCGGCCGAUACACAUCACGACCCGGGAAAGAUGUCCCGCGGUCGGCCACGCCACAACCGCUCACGCCAUGCCGCGCACGACCACCGCGCGAGCCGGGAAACAAAGCCUCGCGGCCGCGCAACUAUCUCGCGUACCACGGCCGAUGGUGUGA